Messenger RNA from Kogia breviceps (pygmy sperm whale), 1794 nucleotides. RefSeq names its product ephrin A3 (gene EFNA3). The record is from RefSeq and is a predicted model, not a curated record. Gene Ontology annotation, molecular function: ephrin receptor binding. Gene Ontology annotation, biological process: axon guidance; ephrin receptor signaling pathway. Gene Ontology annotation, cellular component: plasma membrane. Lineage: Eukaryota; Metazoa; Chordata; Mammalia; Artiodactyla; Physeteridae.
GUCGGCAGCAGGGAGCUGGGAAGCAAGAAACCGGGAGCGCGGGGCUCAGUAGGGGGGCGGCGGCGGCGGCGGCUCCGGGGAUGGCGGCGGCUCCACUGCUGCUGCUGCUGCUGCUUGUGCCCGUGCCGCUGCUGCCGCUGCUGGCCCAAGGGCCCGGGGGGGCGCUGGGAAACCGGCAUGCGGUGUACUGGAACAGCUCCAACCAGCACCUGCGGCGAGAGGGCUACACGGUGCAGGUGAAUGUGAACGAUUAUUUGGAUAUUUACUGCCCGCACUACAACAGCUCAGGGGUGGGCCCGGGGGCGGGGCCAGGGCCCGGAGGCGGGGCGGAGCAGUACGUGCUGUAUAUGGUGAGCCGGGCAGGCUACCGCACCUGCAACGCCACCCAAGGCUUCAAGCGCUGGGAGUGCAACCGACCGCACGCUCCCCACAGCCCCAUCAAGUUCUCGGAGAAGUUCCAGCGCUACAGCGCCUUCUCUCUGGGCUACGAGUUCCACGCGGGCCACGAGUACUACUACAUCUCCACGCCCACCCACAAUCUGCACUGGAAGUGUCUGAGGAUGAAGGUGUUUGUCUGCUGCGCCUCCACAUCGCACUCCGGGGAGAAGCCGGUCCCCACUCUCCCCCAGUUCACCAUGGGCCCCAAUGUGAAGAUCAACGUGCUGGAAGACUUUGAAGGAGAGAACCCCCAGGUGCCCAAGCUUGAGAAGAGCAUCAGCGGGACCAGCCCCAAGCGGGAACACCUGCCCCUGGCGAUGGGCAUCGCCCUCUUCCUUAUGACACUCUUGGCCUCCUAGCUCUGCCCCCUCCCUUGGCAGGGAAAGAUGGAGUGGGGCUGGGACAGAGCAGGGAGCCUUUGGCCUCUCCAAGGGAAGCCUAACCUUGGGGCCUAGACCCCUCCUCCGAUGGCUGGAAGUGGGGUCUGCACCAUAAAUCUGUGCCCACCCCUUCUGCCCCGUCCCCACCAAGUAGGGCACUGUAGUGGACCAGGCGCAGGGACAGCCAAGGUUUCCAAGUGGCCUUGUGGCUCUGGUAAUGUUUGGUACCAAACCCGGGGGGAUAUAAGGGGCAGUGCUCAGGACUCCCUGCCCCCUGGUACCUUUCUCUGACCCCUGGUGCCCUCCCCCCUUGUCCCCCCAGAGAGAGACAAAUGUGCCCCAGAGAGAGCAAAUCGAAGUGUGGGAGACACCCCCAAUCACUCUCUUCCAGGGACAGAACAUGGGGAGGGGACUGGAUGGGCAAGGGGGUGGCACCGCCUGCUGCCCCCUUCCCCUGUUUACAGCAAUAAGCACGUCCUCCUCCCCCUACUCCCACUCCCAGGAUUGUGGUUUGGAUUGAAUCCAAGUUUACAAGUAGACACCCCUAGGGGGGCCGGCAGUGGACAUGGGUGACAAGGGGUGGGCAUUGGGGUGCCAGGCAGGCAUGUACAGACUCUAUAUCUCUAUAUAUAAUGUACAGAUGGACAGAGUCCCUUCCCCUCCUUAACCCCCUGACCUUCCUUGACAUCCCCUUCCAGCUUCAGACCCCUUCCCCACCAGGCUAGGACCCCACUGGGGGACCACCUGGCCCCUCUUUUGUCUUCUGUGAAGACAGGACCUAUGCAACGCACAGACACUUUUGGAGACCGUGAGACAACAACGCCCCCUCCCCUCCAGCCCUGAGCGGGGGACCCAGCUCCCAGGACCUUGCCCUGCCCAUCCUCUGUGGUCCCCACCCAUUCUCCUGGGCCUUUUUCAAGUGCUUUGGCUGUGACUUUCAUACUCUGCUCUUAGUCUAAAAAAAUAAACUGGAGAU